Molecule: messenger RNA, 3774 nt
Organism: Thelazia callipaeda (thelaziosis nematode)
Lineage: Eukaryota; Metazoa; Nematoda; Chromadorea; Rhabditida; Thelaziidae
Source: the annotation of a GenBank genome assembly
AUGGAUGAUGAGGAAUAUAUGAAACCAAUGUUACCAACUGUACCUGAGAAGUGUGGCCCUCCAGUAAUUCCACUAGGGCACCUAAUUGAAUUUGCCGUUCAGCAAAUCUUUCAUGAACUAACUGUACUUUCUGAAUUAUUGCCAAAAAAACUAGAUUCGGAAAGAAAAAUAAGUAUUGUACAAUUUGCACAUUCAACUCGCGUGCUGUUCAUCAAGCUUCUUGCAGUAGUGAAAUGGGUAAAAUCGUCGAAGAAAUUUGAAUCGUGUGCUUCCAUUUGCUACUUCCUUGACCAGCAGUCGCAGUAUUUCUUGGAUACGGCUGACCGUUUGGUACAGUUGGCACGAGAAGAACUUGUUUUUGCAAGAUUGCCUGCUUUUCAAGUUGCAGCAGCUGUUGAUGUUUUAACGGUUGGGACAUUCUCGCGACUUCCUGCAUGUAUAAAGAAUCGUUUCAUAUCGGAUUCUUUAAUUACUCCGAAAGAAGAAGCAAGUGUUUUGUCUCGACUAAAUCAUGUCAUUCAGUGUCGCAUUUCGAGCUUUGGAAUAAAACUCUCACCUCGUAUAUCUAAGAUAGUGAUCAGGAAUGGAAUGGUCACUAUGACAGUUAAUGGAGAAUUCGAAGUUUCUUUAACUCUCCUCGGUGAGCGGCCGACUACAAAAUGGACAUUGCUGAACAUCAAAAUAUUAGUGGAAGAUUAUGAAAUAGGUUUUGGAACGAAGCUAGUUCACCCUCUACAAGUGAACAUGCUUCAUAAUGUGUUACAAUUGAGAAUGGAUGAUAGUCAGGAACCGCUUGAUGAAGUUUAUAGUUUCUUGCAUUCAUUUGCUCAAAUGCUGCAACUCGAUGUUUUAUACUGUCAAGCCACACAAGUAUUCAGUGGUAGUAUGCAGCAGUACGGAAUUAUUGAACGAUAUGAUCGUGAUGCAGGAGUCCUAAUUCUAAAUUAUUGGCUUAGAAAAACGCAGCAUAACAGAAGACUUUCAAUCAAUCGUUUGUUAUCAGAAACGGUUGGUAUCCGCUGCCGUGAGCGACUGCUACGUAUUCGUGAAAGGCUAGGUCUGCUUAAGCCACCAGCUGUGGUAUCAUUAACUGGAAGAGCUGCUCCAACGCUUACUUAUCCAUUGCUAGGAGCAGACUCACAUCCUGACGAAAUGCUUAUUUUAUCAGUUAACGACUUUUCCGGAAACGUUCUCGCAGUUGUCCGAGCAUUAGGGUUCUGUCCAGAACUUCGAGAACUAGAACAGCUCUUUGACGAUCGCGUACCGUUGAAAGCUAUUGGAGAUAAGAUGAACAGAUUGAGAAUUUUAUUGAUGUUAAAAAGGUAUCGAAAAGCGAUUGCACCUCUUCCAGUCCGUAUCGUUCCAGAGAACGUGUUUUCUGCUCGAUUAGCAAGCUUGCCUGAGUUGCCUCCUGAUCGAAUAUGUCUUCAGUUUAUUAAAGAAGAGAUUUAUUACCUCAUUGUUUCCUUCACAUCAAAUAUGGAAAGUGGUGUGGAUAUUGAUAUGUAUUUGGUGUCGAAUGUGGAACGAAAACUGAAUACAGUGUGGUUACAUCCCUCGCAGCUAUUAACAUCGCUUCCAGAAUCAAGUUGUUUGAGUCCGAAAUUUGAAAGUGCCUUAGAUCCACCUGCUAAGCGUCGCUGCUGGCUGGGUGACAAAAGGUUGCUGACAUCAGCAGUGGCAACUUUAGACGAUCGUCUUGCUUUUAUGAGAAUUUGUGAAGAACUUGACCGUCGUAAUGUCAAAUAUAAGCCUCUGACUGUAGAAACAACAGUUGGUGGCUUAAUUUUGCAUAUAACAGAUAUCUCGGAAGCAGUACCUUCAGGAUCGGAUGAUUUCUUUUCAUCCGUAAUCAAUAGUUGUCUACGACUGGAUACGAGAACUCGAGUUAUUUGGCCAUUUGAAUGUACAAUGAUUAAUACACCGUUGGUCGCUGACUUCUGUGAGCCUACCAUUCAUGAUGGCCAUGAGUUUAUGAAGACAAAAACAACGGUCAUGGAAAUUCACGGUAGUGGCGGGAUUUCGUCACCAAAUACAUCAGAAAGUGUUUCAACGCAUAUGGUUGACCGUUUAGUUGUUUUUUCACAUAUGUAUGACCCUGUCAAGGAGUUUGCUGUUGCUUAUUAUAAUUACUACAAUAAAUUCUGUCAUAUUGUGGCAUUUACUUAUCACAAACUUGUUCUCGCAUAUGGCUUAAAUCGAAACAUGUUAAUGAUGUUGUCGUGGCGAACUCAGAAGGCUCCUAAUAGUAAGCAGUAUUUUUAUCUUACUUUUGGAAUCGGACCAAGUCAACGAAUGGCGGCAUCUGAUCUAGCCAAUUGCGAAACGUUGUGGAAUCCACAUGUUUUCUUGGCUUCUCGCCUUCAGGAACGAUUCAACAAACGUCGAUCUCUAAUUGACCUCGUACAAUACUUAAUCGAUACUAUUGCACCCCUUUCUGCACUCCAUUCAUUUACUCGAAUUCGUCUUCAAUCACUAAGAGCGUUUUGUCAGAUGAUGUGCUAUGAUGCUGCUUUUGCUGUGGACUUGCAAACUACAGUAUCAAUCGUCGAUGAGUAUAGAAUUCGUGUAAUUUAUGGUCAUAUACAUCUAGAAUUCCUCUUAUUGAGUAAUUCAAGACUUGGUCUGCGUGACUGCUCAGUAGGUUCAAAUUGCGCGCUGCGAUUGCGCCAGUUUUGCAACAAUUUUUUAAGUUCAGAAUUGCGAAGUUUAAAUGAGGAAAAAUCUCCUAGUGCGCCUAGUUGGAUAGCAACUGGUUCUGGGCCUGGGUCAUUGCCAUCCCAUCAAAUGGGUCGCUCUCCAGCUUCAAGGUUAGUGUCUUCGCCAAUGUCGCAUAUGUCUUUAUCCGUUCCACCUGUUGAUAGUGUAGGGUCUCUACGCCACUCAUCUGAUCAUCGUUCGAAAGCGCCCAUACUGUUGGAUCAUGAUGCGCUGUUCUGCAUGAUGUCUGUUGAUGGAUCUGGAACCUGUCCGCUUGAUCAGUACUUGUUUGCAUUAACGUAUUUAUCGAAAUUGGGGCCAGCCUUAGAAGGGUAUCGUCGAGAACAUCGUGGAUCUGGAGCACAUCCAGUGAUUCAAUUUCGGCAACUAAUUAUAACAGCAGAAAGUAUUCGUUUGUCAGUAUUAGGCGCUGCACCUCCGAAUCUAAAACACGAGCCAUUUUUAGUCAACAUGAAUAUUUAUUUGGAUGACGAAACGAUGAGUUUAAAAAUGAAACUGGAUUUUGACGGUGAAGAUGUGCCUUCUGAGAGUGAUAUUCGUAUCGCAGAACUUUACUUCGUGAAAGUUGUUGCUCACUUAGGAAAUGAGAUCGCGGUAGUUGCUUUUGCAAAUGCUUGCAGACUUGCUGCACCAGGCGCAUUCUCUGCUAUCGCGCGCAUAAUGAGUGUGCAAAUGAAUUGGACAGAAGACACUCCAUGGCGCCCAUCAAUACAACUCGUAAUGUGGAGUCAAGAAGGAUCAGUUCCAAGAGCUCGUAUCUCACCAGGAAUAGUUAUUGAUCAGACCAAUAUCAGCGUAUUAAUCUUGCUUUGUUUGCGACCGACGCGUCAUAACCCAUCAGAAAAAAAUGCUGACGCAUCAAAACAUUUGAUACCUCUUAUCUACAACACGCAAACAAAUACAGUUGCUCGACGAAGCAGCGGUGCAGAUGAUGAUGCUAGUAAUGCGACAACUGUUUUAUCUAAUGUUUCCGAGCAAUAUUCUCUUACAAAUGAACCAGCCCUGUGGCCAGCGAUCUACUCUCUUGCCCAUAACUUUGCAUUGCAACGAUAG